Molecule: messenger RNA, 357 nt
Organism: Lottia gigantea (owl limpet)
Lineage: Eukaryota; Metazoa; Mollusca; Gastropoda; Lottiidae
Exons: 3
Coding region: 1-357 (118 amino acids)
Source: RefSeq, a predicted model, not a curated record
AUGCCUAUAGCCACGAUCAAAGAUGGACGAUGUUACUGUUUUAAACUGAACAGCGACACUCAAAGGGGUAACGUGGCACUGUCAUCCUUCUUCGUGAAAACAGCUGAAGAAACAGAUUGUGUAUCGGAAGGUUACACCAUGUAUUCUGGUCUUGGUGUAUGUAUCAAAUAUUCUGGUACCAGUAAAAAGGAUUUCCCUGGAGCUCAAGAGACUUGUAACCAAGAUGGCGGUUAUUUGAUGAAGAUAGAUUCUCAAACUAAAAUAAAUACUAGCAUGUCUCUCGUGACUGAAGGUAGCAACGAUCUGGCUACGCGGGAAUCUUCGGGGUACGGAAAGGUAAACAAAGGUAUUGUCUGA